Entamoeba invadens IP1 is the source of this 600-nucleotide messenger RNA. RefSeq lists its product as hypothetical. Gene Ontology annotation, biological process: Ras protein signal transduction. The record is from RefSeq and is a predicted model, not a curated record. Lineage: Eukaryota; Evosea; Mastigamoebida; Endamoebidae. The transcript has 3 exons. Bases 1 to 600 code for a protein of 199 amino acids. Gene Ontology annotation, cellular component: plasma membrane. Gene Ontology annotation, molecular function: GTPase activity; GDP binding; GTP binding.
AUGUCGGAAAGUCGUCUAUCAUCAUUCGGUUGGUGUCCGAUUUUUUUUGUUCGAGACUACGAUCCAUCCAUAGAAGAAAGCUAUUUUGUCACCAUGAAAGUUGAUGGCAAAUCCUAUGUUUUAGAUAUAUUAGACACAGCCGGCUCGGAAGAAUAUUCCGCACUUCGUGACGUUUACACACGUAACUCUUAUGGGUUUUUAGUCGUAUACUCGAUCACAGAUAGGGUUUUAUUUGACGAACUUGAUCAUUUCAGAAAGAAAAUAUACACAACACAACACAACAGAAAGCAUAUAAUGAACACAUUCCAAUCGUUUGAGAGUGUAAGAACUGUGUCUAUUGAAGAAGGUGAAAAACUUGCUGAAGAGUGGAGAGUUUCUUUUUAUGAAACAUCUGCAAAAAAUCGAAUUAAUAUCAAUAAAAUUUUUAUCGAAGUGGUAAGUGAUAUUGUACGAACUAAAUACAAACAAAAACAAGUUGAUGACAAAUAUAACAAAACAUGUUUUUCAUGUAUUUAUUUUAAAAUGGUCAAAUACAACUUUAUAUAUUUCACUUUUACGAUGGUAUCGAAAUUGUUAAUUAUUAGUUGUUAUUUUUGGUAA